CAGCAACUACUCGCCGCCGGGCAGCAACCUGGUGUUCAAGCGCAGCUGCGAGACGGACACGGUCGGCGAGACCAUGGGCUACUUCCCCAUCCGCUCCAUGGUCGACUGCAUCACGCUGUGCGCCUACCUCAACACGUUCCCCAGUUCUGUUAUGGGCAAAUGUGUUGGUGUGGUCUGGGUGUAUUCCGGCCUCCAGGGCGCGGCGAACAACUACUGCUACCCCAAGAACACGACCGGCGCGAACAGGGCUGCGGCCGGGAUCGAGACCGCGUUUUUGCUGGAUUGAUUGAUUAGUUUUCUCGGGUGUCUCGGGUGUUGGGGUGAGACGAGAUGAUACGAGAUGACUGACUGAUAUAAUGUGGUGACGGGUGAAAAAAUCCUUGAACCCUUUCGACAAGUUGCUUUCUAUUUCACACUCACGUGUGGAACUUGUGUGAUUUACACUUUCAAUUCGGCAUUGUUUUGACGCAGCGCAGAGCUGGAGGUUGGUCAGUGAACUGCAUGCUCCAGCCGUUUCCUUUCUCUGCUUUCAUUCACAUCCCAGGUCUUUUUUCUCUCGGGCUUCCAAUUCCAAAACAGACUCCAUGUUUUCUUUUGGUUCUGUUGGAAUGUUUCAAGCAGAAGGGCCUCGAAGGUU
Molecule: messenger RNA, 637 nt
Organism: Lasiosphaeria miniovina
Lineage: Eukaryota; Fungi; Ascomycota; Sordariomycetes; Sordariales; Lasiosphaeriaceae
Exons: 1
Coding region: 74-286 (70 amino acids)
Source: RefSeq, a predicted model, not a curated record